Doryrhamphus excisus (bluestripe pipefish) is the source of this 4065-nucleotide messenger RNA. NCBI's taxonomy places the organism in Eukaryota, Metazoa, Chordata, Actinopteri, Syngnathiformes, Syngnathidae. The record is from RefSeq and is a predicted model, not a curated record.
CAUGUUUGUCAGCUGAUCAGCCGUCCGCACGUGCACCCGCAUGUCGCUGCCAUCCAUGGAUCUGAUCAUUCCAUGUCACGUGACGAUGCAUCAACCGGUGAUGAUGGCGAUGAUGAAGAAUUGGACUUACUUCCUGGCACUUCCGUCUGAUGGAUGCUGACAGCUGGAGGCGGGAUGUUGCCUCACCGACACUCAGCACAACCGUGCGUCGUGCACGCGCGCCAGACGCCAGGACCGAACCACCGAGAGUGGGGGGGGGGGGGGUGGCGUAAAGACGAAAAUGUACCGGAAGUGUGGUGAUGUGCACGCAAGUCCAAGCUGGUUUUCGUUCUUCUUCCUGAUCUUACUACCCGAUCUUCGCCCGUCCUGGUCUUGCUUGGAACCGCUAGCGUCACGUGGGUGUUGCAGUAGCAGCACUGUGCGGCCAGGGAGCGCUGUUGGCGCCGCGCGAUGACGUCACAGCAGGAAGCAGGAAGUGGUCUGUGGCGGCCUGACGCGAGGAGGGCGGGGCUGAGGCAAGCUGAGACGAGCAGGUCGGAGUGGGCGGGGCCAAAAGAAAGGAACCUGUUCCAGUGAGUUUGGACUCACCCUUCAGGAACACACAGAACCAACUCGGCAUGUUUCCACUGGUACUUCCUCUCGGACCGCCAUGACAGGAAGCUGAUGAUCAGCGCCGACCUUCCACCUGUCCAUCAAGCUGAGUGGCGUUUUCACCAUGGCAAAGACGUCCGCCUUACUUGGCAGAGGUUUGGGUCUGGUCCUGGUGGAGUUUCAGUAUGAGUACCAGGGUCGGGACGGGUCGCUGAUCUCCAUCAAACCUAACGAACGCUACGUCCUGCUGGCCAAGACCAACGAGCACUGGUGGCAGGUCCGAAGCGACCACGCCGCCAAGCCCUUCUACAUCCCCGCCAAGUACGUCAAGGAGCUGCCGCUGGACUUUCCUUCGCCUCUCAACUUUGCCGACCCGCCCGCUUCUGACCCCGCACCGAUCCCUGCGGUGGUGCCGGUUCCCGUUCCCGUCCCUGUUCCGAAGGUGCUGGAGGAGCCUGCCGGGACCAGAACCAAGCCCAGUGAUGAGGUGACAAUUCGGCUCAAACCGGAGACCUCGGGUGGAUACCGGAAGACUGAGAACCGCAUGUCCACAUUUGGCGUUCCGCUGGACUUCCAUGAACCCUCGUUGCCGCGGUAUUCUAGCAUCCCUCUCGGUCCUGAAACCGGUCCUGAGACCCCGGGCAAAAAAACUCUUGAUGACCAGAGAGACACUGGGAAGUCUCGCGUUCCGAGCUUCAGCCCAGCCGACCCCGCGCUCACAGCCCGACUCCACGUGCACCCCAUCCCCGUGGAGACGCCUGUGGUCCCCGAGGCGCCUGCCCACAACGACCUUCAGGGUGCGGGAGACCAGGAGGCCUCCAUGGUGGAGGAGGAGGUCGCAGGGGAGGAGUCCAGCAGCCCAGAGAGCAUCCAGGAGGAGGAGCACCCCAGGGGGGUCCAUGAGGAGGAGUCCAACCACAUCUACGAGUCUAUCCAAGACCUCAACCUGGACCUGGCGGUCAUCAACAGACCGGAGAGUCCUGGUCCUGGACCUCCCACCAUCGAGGCUCCGCCUACCUACGCCCCUCUGCCGCUGCCUGACUCCACCCCAUCCGCCACAGACCACACCCCCUCCGUCCCUCAUGCGACGAGCCCCGCCUCCCCCCUCAGCCCUCAGGAUGGGUGGCAGGUGCACACGGACCAGGAUAGCGGCAAAGUCUUUUACUUCCAUCCCCUCACCCGCCAGACCACCUGGUCCGACCCGCACGGGCCCCAGCCCCCCUCGCCCGCGGACCGGGAGCCCCCCGCCCCCUCUCAGGUAGGACAGGUAGGACAGAAGGAGGGACAUGUGGAAGUCGGCAUCUUGUCCCACAAGGCCAGCUGCGGCCCCCCUUGGGAGCGGCUGCGGGACCCCGCCUCAGGACGGGUCUAUUACUACGACCCCACGUCGGGGGCCACGUCCUGGACCGCCCCCCCGCCGUCCUCUCCACUGGGACCCGACGAUGACGAUGACGGCCCGCCCCCCCUGCCAGAAGAAGAUUAUCCUGUGGACUCGCCCGAUGACACCGUGUUCACUACGCCCCCCCAGGCCAGGCAGCAGAUGAUUCCCAGAGCGCAUGUGGAUUUGAGGGAUGGCGUGAGCCCCCAGUGGGGGGUGGGGAAUGGCGUGAUGGAGGACAGAGGCUGGAGACACAGCGUGGCUGAGGACAUGCUGCUUUCCCGCCACCUGAGGAACACGUCUGACACCAGCGAGGCCAGCAGAGGCUCUCCAGACAGUCCACAGGUCUUCCUCAGGAGGAACCUGUCCAAUCGCAGCACAGACUCCCAGCAGGGACACCUGCUGGAGAAAGCGGGAAUCGUCAACAAGACCAAAGUAGUGGACAACGGCAAGAAGAUCCGGAAGAACUGGAGUCAGUCCUGGACCGUCCUCCACGGGGGAAUCCUCACCUUCCACAGGGACCCCAAGUCUGCCCCCAGCGGGAACAUGGCCAAAGCCUCGCAAAUCGUUCCGGAGUACACGGUGGAGCUGAGAGGAGCCUCCAUCGGCUGGGCCUCCAAGGACAAGUCCUCCAAGAAGAACGUGCUGGAGCUGAGGACCCGUCAAGGUUGUGAGUACCUGAUGCAGUACGACACGGAGAGCAUCAUCAGUGAUUGGCUGAAGGUCAUACAGGACACAAUCAGACAGCUGGAACAGGAACACGUGUCAGACGACGAGGAAGACGCGUCCUCGGACAAGGAGGACAGAGAGCGGAAGAGGACGACCACCAGGAGCUCCUCGGGCGCCGCCGACUCGGAGCAGACACGCGUUCGUACCAAACUGCGUCGCUUCCUGCAGCGCAGACCCACGCUGCAGAGCGUCAAGGAGAAAGGCUACAUACGAGAUAACGUCUUUGGCUGCCAUCUUGACACGCUGUGUCACCGGGAGAACACCACCACGCCCAAAUUCAUGGAGAAAUGCAUCCGAGCCGUGGACAGGAGAGGCCUUGACGUGGACGGGAUCUACCGAGUGAGCGGAAACCUGGCUGUGAUCCAGAAGCUGCGUCACAAAGCGGAUCACGAGGAGCACCUGGACCUGGAGGACGGCCAGUGGGAGGACAUCCACGUGAUCACCGGAGCCCUCAAGCUCUUCCUCAGGGAGCUUCCCGAGCCGCUCUUCCCCUUCAGCUUCUUCGACAAGUUCAUCGCCGCCAUCCGUCAGCGUGCACGCCCUCGCCACACACGGUCACGGUCACGUGCACAUGACCUCAGCUGUCCGUCUUGUGUCCCAGCAGAAGUUCCAGACUACAGCCUGAGGGUGUCCUACAUGACGGACCUGGUGCGCUCGCUGCCGCUGCCCAACCACGACACCAUGGAGAUGCUCUUCAAACAUCUGCGCAGGGUGGUCGAGCACAAAGACUCCAACAGGAUGUCGGUGCAGAGCGUCGCCAUCGUGUUUGGACCCACUUUGCUCCGCCCCCAGAUGGAGUCGGCCAACAUGACGAUCCACAUGGUCUUCCAGAGCCAGAUCGUGGAGCUGAUGCUCAACGAGUUCCACAACGUCUUCGUGCAAAGGUAGCGCUGCCAGACGCAGAUGCAGCUGCCACGGAACCUUCCAGAACCCUCAAAGAACGCCGUGACAGGUGCUCGCGUGAACGGACGCAGUCGGAACAUCCGGGAGUUCUAAGAUGGAGCCACUGGGAACGCUGGCGCCCGCCCAACGCAGUGACUUGCCUUUUUGUUUAGGACCCAAACCAGCUGGGACCUCACAGGACCUCACCACUUCAAGCGGUGCAGCUGGACCCUUCUAGAACUGGACUGGAUGUGAUCUUCAAGUGCACCUUCUGAACAAAAACAUCAGAACCUCAUAGAACCACUCUGGGAACACGCUUGGCCGCUGCUUCAGGAACUGAAGCUUCAGGAACUGAAGAGGAGCUGGAAGAGGAACGGCUGAGUCCAAAGGACUCGUAUGAAAUGCACACGUUAUUACACGGCUAGUGACAAGACAGCUGACACUUUGAUUGAUUGGGCAAUGGUCGUGGAGAGAAAACAUUAAAA